GUUGCCUUUAACGGUUCGAUGUACGCAUGUGCAGCGACAGGAACUGUGGGUAAUAUGUCAAAGGUGAAAACCUCUGACUUGUAAACAGAUCUCAGCUUUAACAUUGUCUCGAUUUGCACAACAAUGUCCUGAUUCAAGACUUUAUUUUUGCUGCAGUCUCAGUUCUCCAAGAACGCUGUCAGCAAUAAGUUUGACGAGAAAAACAUGUACCAAGUGGCAAGACAAGUUGCAAGAGGAAUGGAGUAUCUGUGUGGACUGAAGUUCAUACAUGGUGACCUGGCUGCCAGGAACGUCCUUGUCGGAGACGGCCUCUGUGUGAAGAUCUCAGACUUCGGGCUGAGCAGCGACAUCUACCGGCGAGGGUACUACCGCGAGGACCCCUGGCGCAAAGUCCCGGUGAAGUGGGCGGCACCCGAGCGGCUGAUGGAGGGGAUGAAAUGCAGCAUCAAGGCUGACGUGUGGAGUUUUGGGAUUCUAUUGUAUGAAGUGGCUACACUAGGAGAGGACCCCUACCCUGACAUACCGAACAGCACUGUCGCGCUGGUGAGCCGCCUGUCCUCCGGAUACCGCAUGGCGCAGCCCGAGGGAUGCUCCAACCGCCUGUACGAGUUGAUGUGCCGGUGCUGGGAGUGGGAGCCGACCAGCCGACCAGGCUUCACGGAGCUGCUUAACGAGUGUGACCAGGCCCUACGUAUACAAGACAAGUCUCAUAGGUAGAUCAUGGGCCCCCUAACGACUUUCUAUGGUAUUGCAGGUACGAGUUGAUGUGCCGGUGCUGGGAGUGGGAGCCGACCAGCCGGCCAGGCUUCACGGAGCUGUUUAACGAGUGUGACCAGGCCCUGCAGGACAAGUCUCUUGGGUAGAUCAUGGGCCCCCUAACGACUUUCUAUGGUACUGCAGGUACGAGUUGAUGUGCCGGUGCUGGGAGUGGGAGCCGACCGCCCGGCCAGGCUUCACGGAGCUGUUUAGAACG
This is a messenger RNA of Branchiostoma floridae (Florida lancelet), 973 nucleotides long. RefSeq names its product fibroblast growth factor receptor homolog 1-like. Bases 205 to 717 code for a protein of 170 amino acids. NCBI's taxonomy places the organism in Eukaryota, Metazoa, Chordata, Leptocardii, Amphioxiformes, Branchiostomatidae. The transcript is spliced from 5 exons. Gene Ontology annotation, cellular component: membrane; signaling receptor complex. Gene Ontology annotation, molecular function: ATP binding; transmembrane receptor protein tyrosine kinase activity. The record is from RefSeq and is a predicted model, not a curated record. Gene Ontology annotation, biological process: protein phosphorylation; multicellular organism development; cell surface receptor protein tyrosine kinase signaling pathway.